GGCUGGGGGAAGCACAUUUCGUACAUCUGAACGGGAAAGCAAGGACCCGUCCGCACAAGUUCCGGGCAGCGGUGAAAAUCCCUGCAGGCUCGCGCUGGAGGGGGGAGAAGAGCGCGCUGAAUUUAAAACUUUCGCAGACUUCAGGGAGUGAAGGUAGGCAGUGAUGAAUUGUCGUUUGUCAUAUGCAUAUUACGUGAAAGAAAGUUUCUCCAUGGACAAAGCGGUUCUCUUUUGGCUUCUGUCGGAUUAUUUGUUCCAGAUGGUCAGAUUGGCUUGUGUUGAAGCACCAAGUUUUGUGGAUGUUUAUUUGGAAUUUAGUCCUUUCCCACUCCGGGAGGAACCACGGCACUAUACCGUGACCUAUUCCUCUGGCACUAAAAAAGGGCACUGGUGGAAUGCCAGCGACGUCAGUGAGUGCGCUUCACGCUGUCACGUAGCCAUCAGUGACCUGCUGGACAUGGACACAUAUGACAUUGUUCUGAAAUCGGUCAAAAACAAUGCUGUUCUGGAGACAAAGCCUGUUCAUGUGGACCUCACAGCGAACUUGUCCCUUAGGACAGAAGCUACCUCCACAAGUGCUGUGUUUACAUGGAGUCCUCAGGUUGCUAUACAUGCCACCAUUAUAAGUCUUGAUGGACAUUCCUGGGUUGUACCAGGGGGUCAAUCCUCAUACCGUGUGGACAGUCUCCAGCCGGCCACACUACACAGGUUCUCGGUGGAAUUCCAGUCUCUGAUUGAACACCUUAAUGUGACAGUGAUGCUGAGGCGAAAGGUGCUGCUUCACACAGCGCAGUGCCCAGAUGGUUGGGUUCACUAUGGCAGGAACUGCUAUCUGAUCUCGAGGAAGAUCAAACAGUGGCAGGAAGCGGCUCGGGCCUGUGAUGUGGCUGCCCCUGGAGCUCACCUGGUAGACACUGACACAGAGGAGGAGCUGGCGUUCGUCUCCUCCUUCCUCCAGGGCCUCAACCUAGUGCUGCUAUGGACCAGCCUCAAUGAUAUUCAGCAGGAAGGAGAUCUCCGCUGGGCUGACGGGUCUGCAUAUAGCUUGAAGAGUGCUGUGACAUCAGCGUUGCCCCCCAAUCAGACGGAUUGCUUUGCCUUACACUUGAAUGCCACGGGCCCCAACUACUACUUCACUGGAUUCUUCUGCUAUAUGCCCCUGCCCUACAUGUGUCACUACAGAAUCCCAGCCGGACCGACGGACUUUGACUUCCUGUUGGAGGAGGUUGGCGAGACAGAGGCCGUUGUUAAAUGGAGUGACCUGCAGGCCUGGGUAAGCAAGACAGACGUGGACGAGCUCGCCAUUCAGUACCAAAAUGAGAGUCCUGGCCUCCAGGCCCACCAGAAAGCCUUGUCAUUCAGCAUGACCAGAGUGACCGUGCAGGGAUUGUCCCCGGGUCACGAGUACCUGUUCACCCUCAGGGUGACUCACCUCAGCGGAGUCACAAGAGUCUUGGGCUCCACCCUCACAGUUGUGACAAGGCCCAGACCACCUCAGAACAUCAGAGUAACGAAGGUAACUUCCAGGCAAGCUCAUGUGUGCUGGAGCAGUCCCAUGGACUCCCACCAUGCCCAGUUCCACCACUACCUGAUCCGCUAUGUGGAUGUUGACGCGGAUACAGAGAGGUUUCUCUUGGUGGCCAAUCAGACAACGUCAGCAGUGAUCGAAGGUCUGGAGCCUUACCGCCUGUACAGGGUCAGCAUUCAGACCGUGACUGGACGUGGCGUUGAGAGCUGUGACCACACAGUCUGCUCAGUCAUCACUGCGGUCAGUCCACCGGAUGGAGUGAUUAUCUGGCCGGAUGACGUGGGGGAGGAGAAUGUGACGGUGCGGUGGGACCCACCAGUUGGGGUGAAACCUGAUGGGUACUUCGUUCUUGUCCAACCACUGACCACCGGAGUUUGGCCCAGGGAACUCUGGGUAAACAGAUCACUGAGCUUCGAAUUGAGCGCGCUCACUCCCGGAGAGACGUACGAGAUCAGCGUGGUGGCAGUGAAGAGUGGGAACAGGAGCGAGGGGGAGACCAUCCUUCAGACAUUAAAGCCCAAGCAGGUCCAGAUUGCUGUCCCUUACGAAUCCAGCGCCUAUUCCACUGUGCUUUACAUCCAAAAGCCAGCGGCUGGCAUUUUUGAUGGCAUCCAAGUUACCUACAGAGGGGGCAGCAAGUGGACAGCACUGUCUGGGGGGGAUGAUAAGGUCUCCAUAGAGGGCCUGACGCCUGGCACGGCGUAUGAAUUUGCUGUGCAAGUCACCAGUGGAAAUAUGACCAGCGAGCCAUACCUAGUAAAAGGAGUCAAAACAUGCCUGGCUCCGCCCACAAACCUCCGAGCUGGGAAGGUGUCUGACACAACUAUAGAAAUCCUGUGGAGCGAAGCGGAGGGGAGCUGGCAGACGUACGAAGUGAUGUGCAUUAACUGUGCCGACACCGUCUGGGCUCAGAAGGUCAGAGAUGCAAGAGCAGUGUUCACUGCCAUUACUCCUGGGAAAGAGUAUAACUUCUCUGUUCGGACUGAGAAGGAGUCCUUCAAAGACAGCCGGCAGGUGUUCCUCCAAAUAAGGGCAGCACCAAGUACAGUUGAGAUGUUGGUCUCGAAUAAGAAUGAGACGUUUGUAACGGUCAGCUGGACCAAACCUCCAGGUGUCAUUGAUGGCUUCAUAGUGUCCGUCACGAACGGAACCUUUCACCGACAGAAAAGUCUUGCAGACUUGGGCCAAAGAAUGCAUAUGUUUGAUGGCCUUUUACCUGGGGCUACCUACAGAAUUUCUAUCAUCGGCACAAGUGGAAUGAGAAGGAGCCUCCCAACCAUCGUCAAUGUGACAACAAACCCCGCUGUCCCUGUGUCUGUGGAUUUCGUGGACCAGGAUGGCGGUUCCAUGUAUGUCACCUGGAGUCCACCUUGGGGGUUUGUUGAUGGUUACAAGGUACAGUACAGCUCAUUGGCAGCUAAGAAGCCUAUUCAUGAAUUCAUCCUUCAGGAGACCAAUAUGAGAAUAAAAGACUUAAUCCCUGGGACAGAAUAUCAAUUCACACUGCAGUCCUUUAAAGGGUCUGACAGCAGUAAAACACUGUCAAAGCGAGUUGUCAAACGUCCGGCUCCGGUCUGCUCCCUGUCACUGACCCGCGUCGACACCUCCUCCGCCAGUAUCGCGUGGGAGUCUGCUGCUGGCCAGUUUGACCAUUACGAGCUCAGUGUCUCCAAUGCCUCCAUGUCCCGCACGGUCCACAUCUCCAAGGAGCUCCUGGCAUUCACUGUCUCUGGCCUGCUGGACGGGUGUAGCUACAACAUGACUGUGGACAGGGUCGGAAAUGGGGUCCAUGGGACCCCUGCCUCUCUAAAAGUCCUCACAGAGCCAGGGCGCCCACAGGGAGUGCGUGUGAUUGGCGUCUCCCCCCAAAGCUUCUCUCUGCGCUGGGCUGUGCCGACUGGGUGUGCAGACAGACACCGGGUGGAUGUGCUCCCCAGACGAGGUGUUGUGGUACUCAGCAGCCUGCCGGACGGGGAGAUGCAGGCGGAUGUGUCGACCCUCGCUCCGGGAACAUCAUACACGGCUGCGGUCACCGCGGUGGCCUCGUCGUCCUCCUUCAGUUCCCCCGUGGUUGUAUCCAUCACCACCAAUGAGACGUUUCCAGGUGCGCCCACUGGCCUUUGGGUGGAUGAGAUAGGUUCCACGUUCCUCCACCUGUCCUGGACCACGCCCAACGAGACCAAUGGUAGGAUCCAGUCCUACAUCAUUGAGUACAGGGAGGUCUGUCCCUGGCCCACGUUCAGCGCUACUCCGAUUCAGACCGGGUCAGAUUUCCCAGAAUUCCUCCUUGGCGGCCUAAACCCUGGAUCCACUUACACCAUCCAGGUGGCAGCAGAGAACAGUGCUGGCUCUGGAGUUUUCAGUGAGCCGCUGAUUAUUACAACAGAAGAAGCCGCCCCCCACGCUGUGACCAACCUCACAGCCUUCGCCUCGAGUCAGUCAUCCAUCAUGGUGACGUGGUUCCUGCCCAGGGGCACCAACGGGCUGAUUACCAAGUUCACCAUCGACGCCAUUCAUGGAGAAUCUAACACAACUGUUUGGAGUCAGGAGAUAAAUGCAGAAGAUGUCUUGGCUAAUACUCUUCCUAACUGCAAUGACACAGUGGGCAUGUCGUCCAACAGCACUGCCAGGUCCUUGGAGACUCACCUGGCAUACAUCGCCGAUCCGGCCCCCUGGAGUGUGCCCAUCAGUGUGGAGGUACACGAUCUUCAGCCCUAUAACAGCUACACCAUCCAGGUGUCGGCAGCCACCAGCAGUGGGCGGGGUCCACCUGCCGGCCAAGCGGUCUUGACACCUGAGUCAGGUAGGCCUCCUAAGCUUACACAGGCCUGCCUUCAUUUCACUGAAAGCUACACAGAACGACGGUAUCAAGAGGUCAGCACAGGGGACAAGGCUUGGUCUGGUUUUGGUUGUGAGAAGAGUCAGUGGGUCAGGUCCAAGUACUACAGGUCCAAGGUGUCAUCUGGUGAAGUGUGGGUCAGUGCCGGAGAUCCCAACCCAGCAGCUCAGCGUGGCAGUGAUGCAUGUUUAAGGAGGCGCGGUUUAAAUGCAGCCCAUCGCGCCAUGCUGCCGCUCAGCCUUCUCCUUACUGCUGCUGCUGUGGCCGGCCUCCUGUGGCCAGGUCCCGUGGACCCUCCCCAGAACCUGUCUGUGUGGGACAUCACUGCUAGCUCUUUGUCCAUGUCUUGGUCCCCUCCUAGCUUUGCAACGGGACGGUUCAGCUAUGUCCUCGAGCUCCACAAGUCCUCAGGACUUGUCUCUAGUGACAGCACGCUUGAUGUGAAUUUCACGUACUCGGGUUUGACACCGUACACGAACUACAGUGUGACAGUGAGGGCCCAGUCUGCGGGAACUUUGGGACCGGUAGCAGAAGUGACUGUUUUAACUCUCGCAGACACUCCGGGUGUCGUUGGCAAUCUGUCGGCCACCGAAGUGGACUCUUCAUCGCUGCAGCUGUCUUGGACGAGUCCCAGCCAACCCAACGGACUCAUAACCAAGUACCACGUUUUGGUUUUAGACCAUAGUACAGUGGUGCAGAACAUCACCCUGAUUGGACAGGAGCAGGGCCCGAAAGAUGCAGAUUUUCACGAUGUAACAUGGUCAACAGUGGAGAUGGUGGAUGUAUCGGCCAAUCAGACCUUCUACGUUGUGCGGAACCUCAGUGCCUUCACAGAGUACACCAUCCGAGUGUCUGCCUUCACUGCCGUCGGCGAGGGACCUUUCACUGAAAUCACAGCGAUAACUAGAGAGCAGGUGCCUGGCUCUGUCAUGAGUGUCUCGUACCAGAACAUAGGUUCAACCUCUAUCCUGGUCACAUGGGCACCUCCUCUGAGCCCAAAUGGCAGAAUCACUUAUUAUGCCCUCUACUGGCUAGACGUGGGUACUAAUGAGGCCUUCCGGAGUGUCACCAACGAGACCAGCAUUGUCCUUACAGGACUGAAGAAGUAUAACUUGUACAAGCUCCGAGUGGCUGCCUCCACCGCAGUAGGGGAGAGCCCUCUUUCUGAGGUGGAUGAUGUUUUCGCUGUCACCCUUGAAGAUGAACCUGAUUCUCCCCCGAUUCACUUGGCUGUCUACAACCUCACUUUCUCUUCUGCCACUGUCACCUGGUCCCCCCCGGAGAAACCUAAUGGGAUCAUCCAGUUCUACCAAAUACUGUAUGGGAACACAACGAUGAGCAUGUCAGUGAACACGUCAAAGCCGAGUGUGACGCUAGAGAAUUUAAGGCCGUACUCAUUCUACAAUGUGUCUGCGAGAGCCUACACUAAGUACGGACAUGGAAACCAAGUGUCUGCAGUCUUGGAGGUACUGAGUGGUGAAGAUGUUCCUGGGAGCCCUCCGAUUAACCUGAGUUGCGACAGCUUAGGCUCCUCAGAGGUGUCCAUCUCGUGGCACCCCCCUCUGCGUCCCAAUGGCAUAAUCCGCUUCUACACAGUGCGGUUCUGGAACGCCACCCACUGGAUGAAUCUCAGCACGCCCAGCACCUCAGUCACCCUGCAGCACUUGCGCAAGUACGCUAACUACAGCGUGGUCGCCUACGCCAGCACGAGUCUGGGCGACGGGAACCAGAGCAGCGAGGUGCUCCGUUUCACCACUGCGGAGGAUGUCCCAGACGGGCCCGUGCUGAACCUGACGGUCCUCUCUGUCACCCCCACCUCUGCCGUCGUGGAGUGGGACCCCCCGCUCGAACCCAAUGGCAUGGUGUUCUACAUCCUGAGCCUGCAGCUAGUGCAAGGAAAUGGCAGCGCGAUCAACAGGACAACCAGUGACACGGUCGUGCUCUUCACUGCGCUGCGCAAGUACACAGACUACCUGCUGAGGGUGACCGCCGCCACAUUCGCGGGCCAGUCGGAACGCAGCACCGCGGCCUUGCACCUGACUACGGGCGAUGACUUACCCGGAUCACCCCCGGUAAUUAACCCUGACUGGAGGAUCACCUCCUGCUCUAUUCACUUGUCCUGGCUCCCCCCUGUGGAGCCCAACGGCCUGAUCACAGAGUACAUCGUGGAGCUGCAGGGCCCAGACGGCAUCAACCGGACCACCAGCCACAACAGGAGUAUCACCUUCGGCAGCCUGCGGCCAUUUACCUCCUACAACGUGUUGGUCGGGGCGGUGAACCGAAGAGGCGUGGGGCCGUACCUCGAGCUCCUGCUCCACACAGACGAAGCAGCCCCAGCCUCCCCACCCUGGGACCUGCGCGUGCUGAACCACACGGCUGACUCCGUGUGGCUGUCCUGGAGGCCCAGCCCGGAGCCCAAUGGGGUGGUGCUGUUCUACAGCUUCCGGGUCCUGGAGCUCCCCAGCCAAACCCUGAUGUACCAGAAUUCCUCUGAGCCCAUCACUGAAGCCCAGCUCACAGGGCUGAGGCCACACCGCUCAUACCGAGUCAGUGUCAGCGCCUUCACCCGGGCUGGGAAUGGAGACCAGUACAGCAAUCCAGUCACAUUUACAACAGAUCAAACAGCUUCAGACGUGGUUGGGAAUCUCUCCUGUAUCGGGGUUACUUGGGACUCUGUAUACUUGGAGUGGGAGCCCCCAGACCAGCCCAAUGGCAAAAUCUCACACUACUUGGUCCAGUUCAGUGGCCAGGAGCUGGAGCUGAAUCUGCCCGGGCACCAACGCACCAUUAGUGGUCUACAGCCUGACACAAACUACACCUUUCAUGUGAGGGCGGUGAAUUCAGCUGGACCAGGGGUAGACGUGUCCUGCAAUGUCAGCACACAGCCUGAGUCAGUCCCGGGGCCUCCUAGCGAUGUGAAAGUGAUUGAGAUCCAGUCCACCAGCGCCACCCUGAGCUGGGCCCCCCCCCGCCAGCUCCCGGGACGCCUGCAGGGGUACCGGCUGCUGCUGGAGCUGCUGGCCCUCUCCUGCCCCCCCGGGGGCUCCGCCGGCUGCCUGGAAGCCGAGAAGGUGCUGCACGUGAACGCCACGGGGGGCAUCCAAGAGACCAUCCUGUACCCGCUGGCCAAGUACCGGCUCUACCGCUUCAGCGUGUCGGCCUGUACCGCAGCGGGGUGCGGGAAUGCGUCUGAGUGGAGCUACGUGCACACGACCCCCGGCGAUCCUGAUGCCCCUCCCAGUGCAGUGUCAGCUCUCGCUUCCCCCAGCAGCGUGAGAGUCCAAUGGAAAGCCCCUUUGGUGCAGACGGGACCGACCUCCUACCUUGUCGACAUCGUCACGGUGAGCGAGCCACAUUUCACGCAAACCCUUGUGAGAAGGUACGGAGAACCAAAUGAGGUGGAGGUGACGGACCUCACACCCUUUACCUGGUACUGCGUGACUGUGACGGCAUUCACAGGAGACUUAACUGAGGCCAGGUUGACUGGGAAAACCAGCGAUCCGGUUUACGUCCGGACGCUGGAAAUUGAGCCCAAAGACCCCCCGAAGAACCUAACCCUGCACAUAAUCCCAGAUGAUGUGACAAGGGUGCUUGUGACGUUCUUCCCACCUGAGGAACCCAACGGUGAAAUCUCUGCCUACAGAGCAUUAGUCUACAAGGAGGACCAGCUAGUCUUUGAGAUCCCCAGCCUGCGGGUCAUCGAGAGAAAAAACCAAACUAUCACCGCCAUCGUCGAGGGCCUUAAGGGUGGACACCGAUACAACAUGAGGAUAGCAGCUGUCAAUGGAGCAGGAGCAGGACCCAGUUCAGAGGUUGCAUUCUCAACGAGUAUUAUUGCUCCGCCAAAACCCAGCAAAAGACCGGAGCCCGUUUUUGAUACACCUGGAGUCGUAAGAUUGAGUUCAAAGACCAUCACUGUCCUGAUGCCUGCAUGCUUUUUCACUGAUGAUCAUGGGCCCGUAGUCAAAGUGCAGAUCAUUGUUGCAGAAGCAGGAGUUAUGGAUAGCCCCAACGUGACGAACUGGAAGAGUGCCUACAGCUCAAAGCCAGCGCCAUACGCCACCGAUGAUGGUUUCCCGAACCCAGAAUGUUCAGAGAGCAUGAGGGCGAUCAACGUUGCCGAAAACACGUACAGCAUUGGGAGCGACACCGGUUGCCUAUUGCCGGAAAAUGAAAAUGCAUUCUGUAAUGGACCUCUGAAGCCAAAAACUCGUUACGUGUUUAAAUUUCGAGCAACAAAUAUUAGGGGGCAGCAUACAGAUACUGAGUAUUCUGACAUCAUCAAAACUGCAGAUGUCCCCAUGGUGAAUCGGGACAAGCAGAUUAUAAUGGGGGUUCUCCUUUCCUUCCUCCUCCUGGCCAUUCUCAUCAUAGUGAUCUGCAUGUCUGUACGGAUCUGCCACAAGCAGAGGGAGGGAGGUACAUACUCCCCACGGCAAGCAGAGAUCACCGACACAAAGUUCAAGCUGGACCAUGUGAUAUCGGCCGCAGACCUAGAGCAGAAGGAAGACAAGCUGAGCCAGCUGCUCAGUUAUAGAAGAUCUGUGAAGCCCAUUAAUAAGAAGGUCUUCCUGCACCAUGUGGAGGACCUCUGCUCCGACAACAAUGCUAAGUUCCAAGAAGAGUUCUUGGAGCUUCCCAAACUGCUGCCGGACCUCGCCACCACGGACGCGGACCUGCCCUGGAACAGGUCCAAGAACCGCUUCACCAAUAUCAAACCAUACAACAGCAACAGGGUGAAGCUGCUGUCUGAGCCUGGUUCACCCGGAUCGGACUACAUCAAUGCCAGCUUCGUUUCGGGCUACCUCUGCCCCAAUGAGUUCAUCGCCACUCAGGGGCCGCUGCCGGGCACAGUGGGUGACUUCUGGAGGAUGAUCUGGGAGACUCGGGCCUGCACCAUCGUCAUGAUGACCCAGUGCUUCGAGAAGGGCAGGGUCCGCUGCCACCAAUACUGGCCCGAGGGGGACAAACCCAUCUCUGUGUUCGGAGACAUCGUCAUCACCAAGCUGACGGAGGAUGCCCUCCCGGACUGGACCGUGCGGGUGCUUAGAAUCGAGCGGUAUAAUGACUAUAUGCUGGUAAACCACUUCAACUUCACAUCUUGGCCCGAGCAUGGCGUGCCGGCAACCAGCACUGCUCUGAUCAAGUUUGUGAGAUCCAUCCGGACCAUCCGAGGCCGUGACAGGGGCACUGUUGUGGUACACUGCAGUGCCGGUGUGGGUCGGACCGGAGUAUUCAUCUCCCUGGACCACCUGAUCCAGCACAUGAGAGACCAUGACUUCAUUGACCUGUUCAGCUUGGUAGCAGAACUCCGGGGUGAAAGGAUGUGCAUGGUGCAGAACCUGGUGCAGUACAUGUUCCUGCAUCAGUGCGCUCUGGAGCUCCUCUCCAGGAAAGGGAUCAGCCAUCCAGUCUGGCUCUCCAGUAGUUCCGGCUUGCAGAGGAAGGACUCUCUAGAUGGCAUGGAGGGUGACGUCGAACUCGAAUGGGAGGAAACAACCAUGUGACUGGCGUCAGUUGUAAUCAUCUUUCAUCAAUGCGCUUCAGUGUUACCUUCAGUAGUUAAACUGAAGCUACUCGACCUAAACGUACCUCGAAACAGGGGCCAAAUCUCUGCAAAUAGGACCCAGCUGCGUCUGUCCUCUUAUGUUCGUGCUGAAAGAAAGACAUACUUUUUGCUUUCAACAUAAAAUGUAAUUGUGCAAAGGUAACUCUCCCACGCAGACAACGCUGCCUGUAUUCCGUAGUUUGGGUUAUUUUCUGAAUUUAUGUAUUAUGUUUUUGUAAUGUAAAUUACGCCAAAUGGAGUAUUGCUGUGUGUGUAUAUAACUGUUUUUUUCACCCAUGUGUUUAUUUGAAUAAAUCUGUAUUAUUUCUGCUUUUA
Molecule: messenger RNA, 10251 nt
Organism: Brienomyrus brachyistius
Lineage: Eukaryota; Metazoa; Chordata; Actinopteri; Osteoglossiformes; Mormyridae
Product: phosphatidylinositol phosphatase PTPRQ-like
Biological process (GO): protein dephosphorylation
Molecular function (GO): protein tyrosine phosphatase activity; protein binding
Source: RefSeq, a predicted model, not a curated record